UUAAAAGGGAUGUGUGCAAAGAAGUGAGAGUAACAUUUGGACGUGUUCCGAGUGGUAGCAAAGAAACCUUAUCCUUCUCACCUGUCAAUUGGAAAGCACCAACUCAAAAAUGAAUGCCUCACUUGUUACAUUCACUUCUCAAUUCUGAAACCACAACCUUCUCUCUCUCUAUCUCAAUGACUACUACAGCUUCUGUUUCCUCUUCUAUCUGCAAUAGAAUCUACAACUUCUCCUUUACCCACUCUUCCAUUUCACUCACCAGCAACUUCCCUCAAAGACCCGUAUCCCAGAAACCUCUCAACCUCAACGUUAAAUAUCAAAGUUUCAGCCUUUCCUUUCUCCCACUUCACCGUCUUCACCCACCUUUUGCUGCCUUUGAUGGAUUAGAAGUGGCUCAAGACAGCACAGAGUCCCAAGAAGAAGAGUCAGAACCACAAACCUUUGAAAACCCACAACAAGAGGAAGAGCAAAGAGUUUCAGACUCAAACGAUGCUGGAAGGCUCUAUGUUGGAAACUUGCCAUUUUCAAUGACUAAUUCUCAAUUGGCUGAGAUCUUUGGAGAAGCUGGCACUGUGAUGUCUGUUGAGAUUGUGUAUGACCGUGUCACGGAUAGAAGCAGAGGAUUUGCAUUUGUUACAAUGGGGAGGGUUGAGGAUGCUAAAGAGGCAAUUGGAAUGUUUGAUGGCUCUCAAGUUGGUGGUAGAACUGUUAAGGUAAACUUCCCAGAGGUGCCCAAAGGAGGAGAAAGGUUAGUAAUGCGACCAAAAAUACGGAACAACUACAGAGGUUUUGUGGACAGCCCUCACAAGAUCUAUGCUGGAAACCUUGGCUGGGGACUCACCUCACAGGGUCUUACAGAAGCUUUUGCAGAGCAGCCAGGUUUAUUGAGUGCUAAGGUCAUCUAUGAGAGGGACAGUGGAAGAUCUCGAGGCUUCGGCUUUGUUUCUUUUGAAACUGCUGAGGAUGCAGCGGCUGCUUUGGAAGUUAUGAAUGGUGUGGAUGUACAAGGUCGGCCCUUACGGUUGAAUUUGGCUGAAGCGAGGGCGCCUUCAUCUCCUCCAGUAAUUGAGGAAAAUGCAGGAAGCAGUGUUGAUAGCUCGGAAUUGCUGACUAGUGCCAGCACAUGAAGAAAUAUAAUCGAUCAAAUUUUGUCCGUAAAAUGCACACAUCAUUUAGCUUCUUCCCUGAAGGUUCCUCUUGUCAAAUUUCCUCUUAAUUGCUGGUCACAUUGGUAUACACUAACUAGCCCUUCAGGCAGUUGUGAGAUGUACCUGAUAUUGAACAUAUCUAUACAAGGGUUUGAUUUUAAUUAUACAGUUUGUAAUUAUGAACGACAAACAUUCAGAGUUUGAACUAAUAAUCUAUUCAAGUGAGAAAUAAUGUUGAAAUGGAAGCGAAGGAAACAUAGAUG
Messenger RNA from Abrus precatorius (Indian licorice), 1411 nucleotides. Its product is annotated as 33 kDa ribonucleoprotein, chloroplastic. The record is from RefSeq and is a predicted model, not a curated record. The coding region runs from base 114 to 1127 and encodes 337 amino acids. The transcript is spliced from 4 exons. Gene Ontology annotation, cellular component: cytosol. Gene Ontology annotation, molecular function: mRNA binding. NCBI's taxonomy places the organism in Eukaryota, Viridiplantae, Streptophyta, Magnoliopsida, Fabales, Fabaceae.